Crotalus tigris (Tiger rattlesnake) is the source of this 1010-nucleotide messenger RNA. RefSeq names its product C-reactive protein-like. The transcript is spliced from 2 exons. NCBI's taxonomy places the organism in Eukaryota, Metazoa, Chordata, Lepidosauria, Squamata, Viperidae. Gene Ontology annotation, biological process: innate immune response. The coding region runs from base 126 to 815 and encodes 229 amino acids. The record is from RefSeq and is a predicted model, not a curated record. Gene Ontology annotation, molecular function: complement component C1q complex binding.
GCAACACCCCAGAGUUUCACCAUUUGAAGUGGGGAUUCGGUCCUGCAAGGAGGACACGGCUCCACACCCACGGACAUCGGCACAAGCGUUCCUGCGACCAGCCAGUUCCUCCAUCGUCUACCAAGAUGGUCCUCCUUCCUUCCCUCCUUCUUAUCCUCGCCUGCCUGUCGGGAUCCUUUGGCCAACAAGAUCUCCAGAACCGGGCCUUUGUUUUCCCAGCACCAUCUGACACGGCCACUGUGCAUCUCCACAUUUCCAACAAGCAACCCUUGACCAAGCUGACUGUCUGUUUGAAACACUACACUGUCCUGUCCCGUUCGUAUGGCCUCUUCUCUUAUGCCACCCAGUCCAGUGACAAUGAUUUCCUGAUCUACAAGAGCCAGGCCGACCAAUAUUCCAUUUACGUUGGGGGUUCAGCAGUAAAUUUCAAGGUUCCUCUGAAGGAGAAACCGAGCUGGGAUCACAUCUGUGUGUCCUGGGACUCCAGCAAUGGGCUGGUCCAGUUCUGGCUCAACGGAGAACCUUUCCCACGGCAGGGUGUGAAAAAGGGCUACAGCAUCAGCCCGGAGGCCUCCAUUGUGCUGGGGCAGGACCAGGACUCCUUCGGAGGGGGGUUUGAGAGCGUCCAAUCCUUUGUGGGGGAGAUUACAGAGGUCAAAAUGUGGCCCUGGGCGCUGAACCUUGCUGAGAUUAGAAUGGUCAGGAACAACAUUGAGCUUCAUGAUCCUCUGAUAUACUGGAGAUCCGUGAACUACACCAUCAAGGACGAGGUAUUUUUAGAGGAAUUCUUGAGCCCCCAAUGGGUAUGCACCUAAGUUGGAAGAAAGAAGAAAGAAACAAAAAGAAAAGAAAAGAAGAAAAGAAAAUUCUCUUUUUUGUGUGAAAAAAAAUAUCUAUAUUUCUGCAAUGGGAUGCCAAUUGCUCAAGUAGCCGUUGAUGAAUUACAGGCAGGUGAUCCAUGCUUGAAAGGCAGGCGUGAGCAAUAAAAUAAACUUCUUUUGUCAUGUUCG